Molecule: messenger RNA, 504 nt
Organism: Cinclus cinclus
Lineage: Eukaryota; Metazoa; Chordata; Aves; Passeriformes; Cinclidae
Gene: POLD4
Product: DNA polymerase delta 4, accessory subunit
Exons: 3
Coding region: 35-409 (124 amino acids)
Biological process (GO): DNA synthesis involved in DNA repair; DNA-templated DNA replication
Cellular component (GO): delta DNA polymerase complex
Molecular function (GO): DNA-directed DNA polymerase activity
Source: RefSeq, a predicted model, not a curated record
CGGUUCCCGGGAUUGGCGGAGCCGUGCCAGCUCCAUGUCGCGCAGGGCCAUGGAGCAGCCCCGGCGCAUCACCGACUCCUUCCCACGGCGGCGGCGGCGGGGCCCGGGGCGGCCCCCGGGCAGGCUUAAGGACAAGAACAAGAAGGACAAGGACAAGGUGCAGGUAAAGGUGCGGGAAUGUCCCCGCACCCCCUCGCAGCGCCCCCCGGACCCGGCGCUCCUGGAGAUGUUGCGGCGCUUCGACCUCUCCUGGGAAUACGGACCCUGCACCGGGAUCACCCGCCUGCAGCGCUGGGAGAGGGCACAAGAGCUGGGGCUGAGCCCCCCCGGCUCCAUCCGUGACGCCCUGUUGGAGCACAAGGAUAACCCCGAUGUCACCUACAGCCUCUGGCACGAGUACGAGCUCUGAGCCGCCGCACCGAGGGAGUGGUGGUGGACUGCCAGACCCUGUUCCAGGGACACCCUGGAACACAUGCCAGGAGGAUUAAAGCUGGUGUGAGCGAA